Molecule: messenger RNA, 507 nt
Organism: Parnassius mnemosyne (clouded apollo)
Lineage: Eukaryota; Metazoa; Arthropoda; Insecta; Lepidoptera; Papilionidae
Source: the annotation of a GenBank genome assembly
AUGUGGGUGGGGCAGUACGUAGGGCUCCGAACGGAAAAGUCCGGGGCUCGACGGGCUGCAUCACUACUGGCUGAAGGGGUUCGUGGUGUGUCAAGCUGUGCUUGCCGACAGUUCCAAGACCACCAGAAGUCGCUCCCGAGCCUCUUCACUACUGGGUUCACUCAUUUGGUACCAAAAGACGAGGAUACCACAGACCCAAGCAAAUACCGCACCAUCAUGUGUCUACCCACCAUAUACAAGACACUAACAUCCAUUUUGAGCGCGAUAAUCACUCAUCGCCUGAACUCAAAUCAGGUGAUGUCGCGCGCUCAAAAUGGAUGUCGGGGCGGUGGUCGUGGAACCAAGGAACCACUUCUCAUUAACGCGAUCAUUGGCAAGGUGGUUAAACGCAACCGGCGGAACUUCUCCGCCGCUUGGAUGGACUACAAUAAGGCAUUCGACUCGGUGCCUCAUACAUGGCUGAAGAGGAUCCUUGAGCUGUGCAAGGUUAACUAUAGAACCACAUAA